AUGGGAAAAAACAGCAUACCUCUAAGAAUUGGCCGAAAAAAGCCAAAAAGAGAAAUGAACCCAGUCGAACAAUGAAGAUACAAAAUAAAACAGAAGAAAAACCUUCAAAGCUUUUUGAAGAAAAUGAAACAGAGAGAGAAUGGCGAAAUUCCUGAGAAAAAGAAAAAAGUUAUAAGAAGAUCCCCAUCUCCAGAAAGCAAUGACCCUAUGUGUGGUGAACUGAUGACAACCAGCUCGCUAAGAAAUGUGGAAGAAAUGCAAAAAGAAAUAAGAAAUGUGAUGAAUGAAGAAAAAAGUGAAGAAGAAAGGGAGGAAAAAGUAAUUUUGGUUAAAGAGAAGCCUGAACCAAAAAUGUUUAUUCCUGUUUCGAUUAGAACUAAAAAAACUACUGAAAAAUGUGAGGAAGAAAGCUCUGGGUCGGAAUCUGAGUCUUUAAGCGAUUCUCCUGUUCAUUCAUUUUACACAUCUGUUCCAAAGCCAAUUUCUAUGGUGUCUCAGCCUCCAAAACCUGCAGUGAGUCUUUCAAAGCCCCCUCAAAACUCAUCAGCUUCAACAAACCAAAACCUUUUCAAGUCGCUUUUGAAUGAUUAGAUUAGAUUAGAUUAAUUAGUUUAGCGGGUCACGGAGGUUUAUUUCAGCCUCUACCCAGCGCUGCCAGCUUCAGGCUUGCGCCCUAUGCACCGGCUCUGUAGCUCACUCCAUUUUCUGUCGACGUCACCAAAAAUGGUGACGUCGCCAUCUAACAGGGAGACUCACCCAGGUACUCCUUGAUCAGGGUCUAGUGAUCCGGCGCCGUCCCUUCUGGGGAGGGUGAAAAGUAGCCUCCCGGAAUCUCCUUCAGGUCCCCUAAGCUCCACUACAAGCUUCAUCACUUUCCUUCUAGUCCUGAAGUGUGACUCCUGAUUCUGCGGCUCUGGUCUUCUUGUCUUUGUGAGAGGUAAAAAACCUUGUCGUGGUGUCCCGACCAAGGUAAAAAAACCCACCCUGGACACAAUAUCCAGGCCCCGUUUACUUCUUAACCCCGUAGUCCUGGGGGUACAGGAGAAGGACGGGUCGGAUGGCUCGCCAUUUUAAUUGUGUCUUUUGAAUGAAGAUCCAAAACUGUCUGAAUUUUUUAAUAGCAUUAAUGAUUUAAUUUAA
Messenger RNA from Blepharisma stoltei, 1140 nucleotides. The record is from the annotation of a GenBank genome assembly. NCBI's taxonomy places the organism in Eukaryota, Ciliophora, Heterotrichea, Heterotrichida, Blepharismidae.